Melospiza georgiana is the source of this 3340-nucleotide messenger RNA. It is a transcript of the gene TMEM171, whose product is annotated as transmembrane protein 171. The transcript is spliced from 4 exons. Bases 397 to 1152 code for a protein of 251 amino acids. Lineage: Eukaryota; Metazoa; Chordata; Aves; Passeriformes; Passerellidae. The record is from RefSeq and is a predicted model, not a curated record.
CUGGCCCGGCCCUGUCCUGCGCCGCCGGCCGCAGGUGCGUAAAUACCGGCGCCUGCCGCGCUGCUCUGUCCUUCGCUCCGCUGCGAGAUCUGCUGUAGUUUGCUGCCAUUUAUUUCUAACAACUCAUCUGCUUGAAGAGAUUCCGUUGUAAUGUAUCCAGUGGCUGUUCCUGCGCCAGGAGGUGAAGGAAGUAAUGGACAACACGGGAAACUUAUUUUUUUCCUUUUUGUUUUUGGAGCUGUGUUGCUCUGUGCUGGAUUCCUUCUUUAAGUCUUUGUUCUCCAGUCAUGUCCAUCUGGAAGCUUCAGACACUGUAAUGAGGUCCUAAAGGCUGCUGGGCCAGGGCUGCCUAUAACUGGACUGGUUUGUGUUGUACUGGCACGAUCAAGGGCCAGGAUGUAUAUAAGUCAAAGACAAUUGCAGAAUGAGCAGAUGUGCAGCCUUGUUUUUUGUCAUGGGAACUGUCAGUUUGCCCAGUUUCUCAUAUUUGGAUUCCUGUUUUUAACUAGUGGAAUGUUAAUUAGCAUCAUGGGCAUUUGGGUUCCUGGUUGCAGCCCUGGCUGGCAUAUGAUACAGCUCAACCACACUGGCACUUCUGACACAGACCUCCAGGGCUGUGGAUUCCUGCCACUUCAAAUCUUGGGACCUUUGAUUGUGCUGAUUGGGUUGUCUUUCUUUGUGAUAGCUCAUGUUAAAAAGAAGCAAAACUUAUAUCUCAACCAAGAAUCCUGUGAAAGUGAACAACAUCCUCACGGUCCUGAAUCUUUUCAGGUUACAUUAGGUGAUGCUGUGAUGGUAUUCCCAUCCCCACCACCUCCUUAUUUUGCUGACCCUGUGUCACCAACUGUGACUCACUGUCUUAUGCCGAGUGUUUUGCCUACAAGUGUAGAUCCACCACCAUACCACUCUCUCUUCCCUGAUGGAGCACAGCUUGGUGAUGAUGAAAGAACAGUUGCUGUUAGAGACUCUGAAUCCGUAUAUACAAUUUCUGGAAGCAGCUCACCUUCAGAUAUUUUACCAAUGCCAUGCCUUUCUUCUGAACCACCACCAAAAUAUGAAGAGAAAGCAUCAAUAACGAAUAAUGAAUAUUCACCAUCUUCUUCCUUAUCUUUUUCAUCUGUUUCCUUAGCCACAUCUGACACCAGCUUCUAAAGGACUGACAGUUCACUUAAUUUUUAAUAAAAUGUACACAGAGAUUUACAAUUUUUGAAUUUAUUUACAUUUUGUAAUAAAAGCAAUAAUGUUGUCUGUGUCUAAUUUUUCAUCAGGAAGAAUAAACAAUGAACUUGGAUUUCAAGAAAUACUAGAGAAGCCUGGGCCUCUGCUAAAGUACUCUGAAGGGAGUUCACUGCAAGAACAUUAAAUUCUCAUCUUGUUCUGUUACAGCUUCAGUUUCUAUUUAUAGCUGUUCUUUUUAUAAUGAAGCCACUAAGUAGAAACCAACUUUUUUUAUUAUUUUAAUUAAAUCUGUUUGGAGCUUCAAAGAAAGAAAUAAUUUGGAAGUGUUUUUAUUUCUAUUUUUUCAUGACUUGUUUGCAGAGUUAUGGCCUUUACAAGUACUCGAGGAGCAUUCACAUGUAGGGAUGUUAAGGUUGCUAUGAAGACGCCAUGAUGCUAUGAAGAGCUUCAAUGGUUACCUUUUGGUCUGCCUGGUAACAAACACUCCAUAUUUAGGCUAUCUCUGGUCCUUAUGUAAGUAUAAUCCCUCGGAAAAUCAGUUUUAGCUGCAGUUAAGAGCCCAAAGGCAGCCCUGAGGAUAGAUAAUAGGCUAACAGUUUAACUGUGGUAACCCCUGGUUUCAGGGGGAUUAUUCUGUUUUAUAUCAUUAUUCAUUGAUUAUACAAGGAGUGCUUAUUGUGUGAGAGUGAGUGCCACAAAGCAAUGCUAUCUUUGAGGUGCAGACAUUACUUACCAGCAGAUGCGGGAGAGGCAGUUUCAUGGAAACCCAUGCAACAAAUGUUUUUAACUGACAUAACACUUGACAGACCCUUCAGAAGUACAACCCUCUUAGCUCUUCCAUCCUGCUGCCCCCCUAGGGUAGUAGUAGUGGCCUGCCUUCAGGGUGGAGGUUCUAAUGUUAUUUUGUGUUUGUUUGCACCUGUUCCCAAACUGAAGGAUUAGCUUGUAGUAGGUAAAGAUAAGUAGGAAGAACUGAGUUGCUGCUAUCUUUGACAUCUUACAACUUGCUAUGAAUGCUGUUUGAGAAAAAGAAAUUGGAUUCUGUGCUCAGAAAAGUGGCAGGGCUUUGGGCUUGGUUCAGCCUGGUGUAUUUGCCAGCAUUAAAACUUUUUGUAAGAGUGAUCUCUGAAGUGUUCAGCUGAGUCUCUGAACAGCUGUGUGCCUUGGGACCCCAGUUACAUCUCCACUUGUCAUAUACUAUGCUGAAUUUCAGAGAACUUGAGUGUAACGGGAUGCUAGACUAUGAAUUAAGAACUUAAAUUCCCUCCUGUGCCUAGGGAAAGGUGAUCACCUUUUUGUCAUCUUGCUAUGAGCAUGCCUCUCACCUGCUGACCGCUUUAGAGAGAUGUUCAGGAGCUCCUGCAUUUGCCAUUUAUUUCCAGUUCUGUGUCACUCCCUCAGUUAUGCCAGGACAGCUCUUUGUGCAGCCACACAAAAACAAACCAGCCAGUGAGGGAAGUAUAUUUAGCCAGCAGUAGAGCUGAGGGGCUUAUGCAUGCAGAGUAAUGAGCAAACACGGCACAGAGGGGGAUUUAGUAUGUAGGAGCUGAUUAAACUGGCAUGACUCAGCCAUUAGAAAUGUCUGUAUGAAGAAAGGGAAUCCACAAACGCCAGUCGGCAUUUUGUUCUCUCUUCUCUCAAACAUUUUUUACCUAGUGAGUUUUUCAAGGAUGUUUGUCCUUAUAUGCAAUCUGCAAUACAAGCUAUAGUUUGCCAUCUUUGUGAUUAUUUUUUAAGCUUUUGCUCCUGUUGUUUAAACAGUGGGGCCCACUGCCGUGUAUGAUUCAUGCCUACAUAGCUUUGCAUGUGUCUAAGGAGCCUGUUUCUCUCUCAAAUUAUCCUUCUAUCAUAUAAUAAGAACAGAAGCUGGGAUAUUUUACUGGAAAAAUCCCAUGCAACAAAGCCCAUGUUAGCUUUAUCCUGUUCUUUAUCCAGAACACUCAUUUUCUGAGAAGGCUAAGUAUCAAAACAUGUUUUCACAAAUCUGGAAAUAUUUCACCAUCUUAAAAAAAAUAAUCAGUUGCAUUUGGUAGUAAAGUGAAAAAGUAUCAACCUUUUCUGCUGCCUUCAAUUUGUUCAGUCGGUUGUUCCCAAGAUGUACCAAAGAGACCAGACAAAUCAAGCAGAAUAUGUUGAUUCAUCAGAGUUCUCUGUAACAGAA